Molecule: messenger RNA, 1068 nt
Organism: Dromiciops gliroides (monito del monte)
Lineage: Eukaryota; Metazoa; Chordata; Mammalia; Microbiotheria; Microbiotheriidae
Product: tripartite motif-containing protein 10-like
Exons: 7
Coding region: 1-1068 (355 amino acids)
Molecular function (GO): protein binding
Source: RefSeq, a predicted model, not a curated record
AUGCAUGUCAAGAGGAAAGAAGACUACAUAACACGGGAAACACUUGAAAACCCUUUGGAGAUGGUGAUGAAAAAGAGAGAUACUGUUUUGGAACUGGAAAUCAGAGGAAUAAGGAAGAGCCAGGAACUAUUGAGACAAACAGAAACAGAGAGGCAGAAGAUAACAUCUGAAUUUGAAAAACUCCACCAAUUCUUAGUGCAGAAAGAACAAGACUUCUUGGCCCAGCUGAAGGAGAUAGACGAGGCUAUUUUAAAGACACAGGAUGAGAAUAUUAAUACGCUCUUGGAAGAGAGGACUCUUCUCAGCAACCUUUUAAAAGAAAUGGAGAAGAAUCAACAAAAGCCUGAAAAUGAAUUCUUAGAGGAUGUCAGGACCAUCUUGCGCAGGCAUGAUAAUACUAAGCUUCCUAUGCCAACUUCCAAGUUCCCUGACCUGGACAAGAGAAUCAAGAUUUUCACCCAAAAACACCUGUGUCUCAGCCAUUGCUUACAACAGUUCAAAGAAAAUCUACCAUCUUCUGUGAUAGAAAUAAGAGAUUCCAUGACUUUGGACCCAGAAACUGCCAAUGCUUUUCUUAUGGUGACAGAGGAUCACCAGAAUGUGAAAAACAUAGGGACCAAACAGGAUGUGUCCAGGAACCCAAAGAGAUUUUCCUAUUUUUCCUGUGUCCUGGGGGCUCAAGGUUUCAACUCAGGGAAGCACUACUGGGAUACAGAGGUUACUCAUGGAGGUUACUGGGGAUUGGGAGUUGUCAAAGAAUCAGUGAAUAGGAAACAAUGGUUUAAGCUAAGACCUGAAGAAGGAAUCUGGGCUAUCGGGCUGUACCAAAGUCAGUACCAGGCUCUGACCUCACCCUGCACUAGUAUUGUGUUGAAAGAGAAUCCCAAGAAGAUCAGAGUUAUCUUGGAUUACGAAGAGGGCUUGGUAUCAUUCUACAAUACUGAGACUAUGAGUCACAUCUUCACUUUUUCUGCUACUUUCACUGAGAAAGUCUUCCCCUUUUUCUGGCUGCCCUCAAAAGGGUCUCAUAUAACAAUCUGCCCCACUAAGGAGUCAUGCUUCCCCUGA